AUGGCCCUAGAGUACCCUGUGCCCGAGCAUGCUCCAGAGACGGUGGUUGUGGGAUGGGGGGCGACUGCGCACCGGUGCAAUGCGCCUUGGUUCUCCUGGGAGGCUGAGCACGGCAUGUGCGCGUGCAUUGCCUGUUCGCACAGCUACGCGAACAAGAAGGUUUGGGUGAGUAGCAGCAAUCACCUCGGCUCUAAGCACCAGAAUCAGGUAAUUAACUGGCGCGCCGAGCAGUGCAGGAGGCAAGUCUACCAGAAAGGAUGGUUCAAGACCACGACGAUCGAAGAGAAUCCCGAAUAUCGCUGGGCGUGGAGCCCAGAGUACCAGAAGAAGAUGACAGAGGCAGCGCAAGCGUUGCUCGAGCAGCGUGGAGAACAAAGUAUCGAUCUGCACAAGCUCAAUGAGAAGAUCGACGAGCUGGGCGAGAAGGUCAAUGAUAUGACCCACCUGCAGAAGCUCUAUGAGACGAUCGCCGCGCUGGGCGAGAAGAUGGACGCGCUGCAGAAUGCCGCCGACAAGACGCAGACGGACCGCGAGGUGCUCUCUGCGAAACUCGACCGCCUCGUCAAGACGAUCGGCACCCUGCAGCAGAAUAUCGACACGAAGCUCUCCGUCGGCGUGGUCG
Prorocentrum cordatum is the source of this 622-nucleotide messenger RNA. The record is from the annotation of a GenBank genome assembly. NCBI's taxonomy places the organism in Eukaryota, Dinophyceae, Prorocentrales, Prorocentraceae.